This is a messenger RNA of Enhydra lutris kenyoni (northern sea otter), 1149 nucleotides long. RefSeq names its product LIM homeobox transcription factor 1 alpha. Gene Ontology annotation, biological process: neuron differentiation; regulation of transcription by RNA polymerase II. NCBI's taxonomy places the organism in Eukaryota, Metazoa, Chordata, Mammalia, Carnivora, Mustelidae. The record is from RefSeq and is a predicted model, not a curated record. The coding region runs from base 1 to 1149 and encodes 382 amino acids. The transcript has 8 exons. Gene Ontology annotation, molecular function: RNA polymerase II transcription regulatory region sequence-specific DNA binding; DNA-binding transcription factor activity, RNA polymerase II-specific. Gene Ontology annotation, cellular component: nucleus.
AUGCUGGACGGCCUGAAGAUGGAGGAGAACUUCCAAAGCGCCAUCGAGACUUCGGCGUCCUUCUCCUCGCUGCUGGGCAGAGCGGUGAGCCCCAAGUCUGUCUGCGAGGGCUGUCAACGGGUCAUCUCGGACAGGUUUCUGCUGCGGCUCAACGACAGCUUCUGGCACGAGCAGUGCGUGCAGUGCGCCUCCUGCAAAGAGCCCCUGGAGACCACCUGCUUCUACCGGGACAAGAAGCUCUACUGCAAGUAUGACUACGAGAAGCUGUUUGCGGUCAAGUGUGGGGGCUGCUUCGAGGCGAUUGCGCCCAAUGAGUUCGUCAUGCGGGCCCAGAAGAGCGUGUACCACCUGAGCUGUUUCUGCUGCUGUGUCUGUGAGCGGCAGCUGCAGAAGGGCGACGAGUUUGUCCUGAAGGAGGGGCAGCUGCUCUGCAAAGGGGACUAUGAGAAGGAGCGGGAGCUACUCAGCCUGGUAAGCCCGGCAGCGUCAGACUCAGGCAAAAGCGAUGAUGAAGAAAGUCUUUGCAAGUCAGCCCACGGGGCAGGGAAAGGAGCCGCCGAAGACGGCAAAGACCAUAAACGCCCCAAACGUCCCAGAACCAUCUUGACGACCCAACAGAGGAGAGCAUUCAAGGCCUCAUUUGAAGUGUCCUCCAAGCCUUGCAGGAAGGUGAGGGAGACCCUGGCCGCAGAGACAGGGCUGAGCGUCCGUGUCGUCCAGGUGUGGUUCCAGAACCAGAGAGCAAAGAUGAAGAAGCUGGCCCGGAGGCAGCAGCAGCAGCAACAGGACCAGCAGAACACCCAGAGGCUAAACUCCGCUCAGACAAACGGCAGCGGGAAUGCUGGGAUGGAAGGGAUCAUGAACCCGUACACGGCUCUGCCCACCCCACAGCAGCUCCUGGCCAUUGAGCAGAGUGUCUACAGCUCAGACCCCUUCCGACAGGGCCUCACCCCUCCCCAGAUGCCGGGAGACCACAUGCACCCAUAUGGUGCCGAACCCCUCUUCCACGACCUGGAUAGUGACGACACCUCCCUCAGCAACCUGGGUGACUGUUUCCUAGCGACCUCAGAAGCCGGGCCCCUGCAGUCCCGAGUGGGAAACCCCAUCGACCACCUGUACUCCAUGCAGAAUUCUUACUUUACCUCUUGA